UUCCGUGGAGGCUUCCAUUACCUCCAUACAUUACUGUGGUGAAUGAAGGAGAGUAGAAAAAAACAGGAGGCAGAGACGGAGGGGUGGAGGAGCGACACGCCUCAAGGAAAAAAAGGUCUCUGCCUCUAGAGGAAGUGAUUGUGACGGGGUCUCCAGCGGGAGGAAGCAGCUUUGGAGUCAGGCAGAUUAGCAGCUCUCCCAUGGCUCAGUCGGCUGCUAACGGUGUGGACCAGGACUUGGCCACCAAGAGGCUGCACUCAAGGAUGGAAGCCUCUUGUUUGGAGUUGGCCUUGGAAGGUGAGCGGCUUUGCAAGGCAGGAGACUUUAAAGGAGGAACAGCGUUUUUUGAAGCAGCCGUGCAAGUUGGCACAGAAGACUUGAAGACCCUCAGUGCCAUCUACAGCCAACUUGGCAAUGCCUACUUCUACCUCAAGGAGUAUGGAAAAGCCCUGGAAUACCACAAACAUGACCUUACCCUGGCCAGAACCAUAGGAGACAAAAUUGGAGAAGGAAAAGCUAGUGGUAACCUUGGUAACACUUUAAAAGUGUUGGGGCGCUUUGACGAGGCUGUUGUCUGCUGCCAAAGGCAUCUGGAUAUUUCUCAAGAACAGGGAGACAAGGUUGGAGAGGCGAGAGCACUGUACAACAUUGGGAAUGUGUUGCAUGCAAAGGGCAAACAGCAACUGUGGGGCUGCACCCAGGAACCAGGCGAGCUGCCUUCUGAUAUCAGAGAGACAUUGCAGAAGGCUACAGGGUUUUAUGAGAUGAACUUGUGUUUGGUGAAAGAACUUGGUGAUCGAGCUGCUCAGGGGAGAGCAUACGGGAACCUGGGAAAUACUCACUACCUCCUGGGGAACUUUGUGGAAGCUAUUAAGUUUCACCGUCAGCGGUUAUCCAUUGCCAAAGAGUUUGGGGACAAAGCAGCUGAACGUCGAGCUUACAGUAAUCUUGGAAAUGCCCUGAUUUUCCUGGGACAGUUCAACUCGGCCACAGAAUACUACAGAAAAACUCUACAGCUGUCCCGGCAGCUGAGAGACCAAGUGAUGGAGGCUCAAGCGUGUUACAGUCUGGGAAACACCUACACGCUACUGCAACAGUAUGAGAGGGCUGUAGACUAUCACCUGAAACAUCUGUGUAUAGCCCAAGAACUAAAUGACAGGGUCGGCGAGGGUCGUGCCUGCUGGAGUCUUGGAAAUGCAUACGUGUCUUUAGGAAACCAUAAACAAGCCCUCCAUUAUGCCCGAAAACACCUAGACAUCUCAAGAGAAAUUGGAGAUAGAAAUGGGGAGCUAACAGCCAGGAUGAAUGUGGAGCAGCUGAUGGAGGCUUUAGGAGUCAAUGAGAGUGAUCUUUCUCCCUCCAGUUCAGAGUUUGAGAUGCAAGGAGCAAGACCUAAAAUCACCAAGAGAAACAGCAUGGACAGUGUAGAACUAUGGAAGUACCCUACAGAUAAGAACGGUGACAACCAAAACUUGGAAAAUAUACAAAGAAGAUCCAGGAAUCAGCUGUCACAACCUGGGAAAAGAAAAGGCUACUCUGACAGUCAGUCAUCUGAUGAAAGGCCCUGGUUGGACUCCCCUGUAGACACAGAUGAUAUCACUGUUCAGGUUACGCCUACAGUGUCUAAACUGGGCCGCGACCCCUCCGAUGAGGACUGCUUCUUUGACCUUCUCAGUAAGUUCCAGAGCAGCCGCAUGGAUGAUCAGCGCUGCCAUCUUGAUGAGGCACAGAACGGAGACAACAAAGAAAGUGCUGCCAACACAUCUCUAAAUGAGAUAAUAGAUCCUGCAAUUACCACAUCCCCCCAGACUGAGGAGCUGUUUGACUUGAUUGCUAGCUCUCAGAGUCGCCGGCUCGAUGAUCAGCGUGUUAGUGUUGGAAACCUCCCUGGCCUUAGGAUUACUCACAACAAUCUAGGACACCUGGUGGGUGAGGGAGAUCAUCAAGGGCCCAGCGAUGACUUCUUCAACAUGCUUAUAAAGUGCCAGUCCUCGAGGAUUGAUGAUCAGCGGUGCUCCCCACCAGAAGCAAGCCCUCACGCCCCCACAGUGCCUGAUGAAGACUUCUUCAGCCUAAUCCAGAGGGUACAAGCCAAACGUAUGGACGAGCAGCGCGUCCAGCUACCCUCAGAUGACCAGGACAGCUCUCCAUCCCCCGACCAGGAGCCACCAGGUGGCUUUCUAAGUUAGGACUUGGUGAAUAAUGCUGCACAACUUAUGUCAUUUACAAAGAUGAAAGCAGAGGAGAAAGACGGAUGAGCAGACGGAAAAAGAUGGUACUGAUGGGUGAUUUAACCAGUUUAUUAAUAAGGAAAGAAAUUUCAUGUGCAAUAGAUGGUGCCCUGUUAAAUGUUACUUGAUAUAUUAUGUAUUAAACGUGUGUAAAUAUAAUGUUAAAACAAACAAAAUGGGAGGCUCCGGGAAUUUCCAGGAAAGAACAGUUUGGAGUGAUGUAACAAGGAUUAAAAACUGUGUAAAUACUCAGUCUAAUGCCUUAAUCUGAUGAUCUUUCGGCCCUGAGAUUGUAUUCCCCAGUGUCAGAUGCAUUUCUGAAUGCGCAGGAUGGGCAUACCGUACAAUAUGGAGAGGAAAGGUUCUGAAAUUAUAUUGUUACAAUAGGAGGUGUGCACUGACGUUUAUUAACAAGAGUUAAUGUUAAGUUUAGAAAUUUAAUUCCAAUGUACUCUGGUUAAUGCUGCUUUUUUCCUUUACAUGUUAGUGGUUUCUACCACUCAAAGUGUUAUUUGUGCAGUAACAGUAUUAAUGCUGGCCUUCGACAAACCCAUUUGGUCAUUUCUCUAAUUACUUCACCAUUUUUUAUUAACCAAAUAAGAAAUGUUUUUAUUUUUAUUUUUUUUUAACAUUGAAAUACUGAUUCAAAUCUAUCUAAAAAUGGUUACAGGGCAAAUGACAGAAAUAGAGUCUUUCUCGAUAAACUAAUUUAAGCUUAAAGUUAUUGAAAUGUUUCUUGAUUUUUAUUUUUAGUGUGACGCAUUCAGUUGCCUGUGAUGUUUAAAAGGUCUGGCAGUGAACUACAUUUUACAACUAUUAUUUUCAGUUAAAAGCAGAAAGAUCUGUCAUGUUCCUAGUAUAUAUUACUCGCAGACUGCCUCUCGGUGCUCAAAACCUUUAUUGCGUCUGUGAACUGAAGGAUGCGGUCUUUAAUAUAAAUAACAUUGUGAUACAUCACAGCUCUGCGUGAUUGCUUUGGUUGUUACAAUUAAUAGAGAUGCUUAAGAAACAAAUGUAUGGUUUGGUUUCUUAGUUUGAAAAUGAGGGAGUUAAGGACUAGGCAAGGGCUGGUAAGAUAAUCUCAGGCUGUAAUAAACUUGAGUAAAAAUAUCAUGAGUUUGCGGUAUUAUGAUAUUUAUACCAAAAAUUUAACUUGAUGAAAUUGCAUUUAUUUAAAACAGAAAAGCAACAAUUAUUCAUACAUCUUGCAUAUUUAUUACUAUGGGAUUUACUAAAUUUUUUUAGUAUAAAAAAGGACUCAUUCACUAUAUUAUAUCUUUUCAGAUGUUUUUUUUAAUUCUCUAGUUUCUGCAUCAUCGCCACCUGUUUUUUGGGGGUUUAUUUUUGCACCAAACUGCCAAAAUUGUCCUCCUUGUAAAUGGUUGAAGAAGCAAGCCUUCUUUCAGUUAGUUGACCACCAAUAACGGGUCAAAGUGGGACAGACUUGUGUUACGAAAUGUUCAAUACACGAAGAAAACAUUAUGGUAUACCUUGAUAGAGGUAAUCAGCCUAUGCCUAGUACAGACUACACAUAAAAAGCUUAAAUUUGCCAAGAGCCUGAAUUUAAGACCCGCUACAGGUACUAAUGGUACUAAUAUUAUAUUUCUUUAACUUUUUAUUCAGAAGUAGUGAAUACCUCAUAUUUUAAACUCAGACUUUAUACCAUGGGAAUUGAAGUCGUGGAUCAAAUUGGAAUAUUCGGUCCAAUUCUCUUUGAUAUUACACAUAUUGGGAGCUGCAGUUAAUAUAUUCAUUUUUUGUCAUUUUUUUGUAAAUUAACAUUUUUAAGAAAAAUAUCUGGAUUGCUUUUAAUUGUCUUUGCCAUAAUUUGUACAUAAAAAAUAUAUUUUGUAUUUAUGUUCCUUUUUAAGGACAUGAAUAUGUCGCUUCAUGCUUUUAAUAAAAUGUUUCAAAUGUU
Molecule: messenger RNA, 4149 nt
Organism: Girardinichthys multiradiatus
Lineage: Eukaryota; Metazoa; Chordata; Actinopteri; Cyprinodontiformes; Goodeidae
Gene: gpsm1b
Product: G protein signaling modulator 1b
Exons: 14
Coding region: 201-2189 (662 amino acids)
Molecular function (GO): GTPase regulator activity; protein binding
Source: RefSeq, a predicted model, not a curated record